AUGGAGGGGCACAACCUCACCACAGUGACCGAGUUCAUCCUGCUGGGCAUCACAGAUCGCUGUGAGCUGCAGGCUCCACUGUUCCUCCUGUUCCUCGGCAUCUACCUGACCUCACUGCUAGGCAACCUGGGCAUGAUCAUCCUCACCCAGGUGGACCCCGGGCUGCAGACUCCCAUGUACUUUUUCCUCAGACACCUGGCUCUCACGGAUCUUGGCUAUUCCUCAGCUAUGGGACCCAAAAUGUUGGAAAAUUUUCUUCUGGAUCAAAAUACCAUCUCCUAUUAUGGUUGUGCCACACAGCUGUUUUUCUUUGCAGUUCUUGUGUGUGAUGAGAUUUAUAUCCUGUCUGUGAUGCCCUAUGACCGCUAUGUGGCCAUUUGCAGCCCUCUGCUGUACACAGUCAUCAUGUCACCAAGGGUAUGUUGGGUGCUGGUGAGCACUCUAUAUGUCUACGAUACCGUCACAUCUCUCCUGGUCACCAUAAAGAUUUUUACCUCGCCUUUCUGUGGCCCCAAUGUCAUCCGUCAUUUUUAUUGUGACAGUCUCCCCUUGUUACCUUUGUUGUGCUCAAAUACCCAUGAAAUUGAAUUGAUCAUUCUGAUUUUUUCAGCUUUUAACUUGAUUUCCUCUCUCCCGAUGGUCCUGGUGCCCUACCUGCUCAUCCUCACAGCCAUCCUCAGGAUGAAAUCUGCAGAGGGCAGGCACAAGGCCUUCUCCACCUGUGGGUCCCACCUGACAGUGGUCAUCAUGUUCUACGGGACCCUGAUAUUUAUGUACCUGCAGCCCAAGUCCGGUCACUCCAGUAACACUGACAAAGUGGCUUCAGUAUUUUAUACCCUGGUCAUCCCCAUGUUGAAUCCCUUGAUCUACAGCUUGAGGAACAAAGAUGUAAAAUAUGCUCUUCAUAGGACUGGGAAAAGGAUCACAAGUGUGGUGUAUUGUGUUUUGUGUCUUGCGCUGCCCUGCCCGUCUAGUCCUCCCAGGAGAGCAGGGAAGCCUGGGGAUCUCCGUAUUGAUCCCCGUUACCUAUUAGCAGAGCAGUGCUCCUUACGUGCUAAACGCCGGGCACUUUUAAGCUGCCUUGGAAUCUUCCUGGACUCUGUGCCCAGGAAGGCAGCUAAACGCUCACAGUCUGGGCAUCAUCUUGUCAGAAAAGCCUGCCGUGUCUGCACACCAAGUGAGGAGUGGCCCUGCGUGGUGAGAGGCCCAGGUGGAAGGGCACUGCGCAGUACCAUCUGCAAAGGCAGGGGAAGGGAGAGUCCGAAAGCAGGCGUCUUGGAGCAGGCCGGCGCUCAUCAUAAUGGGAUCAUCUCCCAGCUACCAUUUAUUUACUUUGCUAUUGUUUCCCUGUGGAUGAUAAGGCUCGAAACUUUUAUUUCCUAA
Molecule: messenger RNA, 1383 nt
Organism: Fukomys damarensis (Damara mole-rat)
Lineage: Eukaryota; Metazoa; Chordata; Mammalia; Rodentia; Bathyergidae
Product: olfactory receptor 8K3
Exons: 3
Coding region: 1-1383 (460 amino acids)
Biological process (GO): G protein-coupled receptor signaling pathway; sensory perception of smell
Cellular component (GO): membrane
Molecular function (GO): odorant binding; olfactory receptor activity; G protein-coupled receptor activity
Source: RefSeq, a predicted model, not a curated record